Cyprinodon tularosa is the source of this 6695-nucleotide messenger RNA. RefSeq names its product zinc finger protein 512B (gene znf512b). Bases 27 to 2525 code for a protein of 832 amino acids. The transcript has 16 exons. Gene Ontology annotation, molecular function: zinc ion binding. The record is from RefSeq and is a predicted model, not a curated record. Lineage: Eukaryota; Metazoa; Chordata; Actinopteri; Cyprinodontiformes; Cyprinodontidae.
GUACCCCAUCAUCUACCAUUAUAGGCAUGGAGAGCUCCAGUGGCCCCAGGCUUGGGAAGAUGUCCUCAUCAGGCCUGCCAAGGGGCCAGACACCCAAGCAUGUAUUCCCCCAGGACUUUGUUAGAAGCACGCCUGGCCCUGAAAACAACAACAAACAUAGUUUAAUGUGUGAUGAGCAAGCAGAUGGGAAGAGAAAAGGUCGACCCAAAACCGAAGGUCAAGAGCUUCGGAGCAUUCCUGCCCAUUUGGUGAUACAAUGGAAGGAAGAGUUCAAGCGCCGCGCCAGGGUUAAAUGUCCAUGUUCAGGCUGUUGGUUAGAAUUUCCCAGCAUUUAUGGCGUCAAGUACCACUAUCAACGUUGCCAAGCGGCCUCUGUAGCUGAGAAGCUGAGUCAUGGCUGUCCCUACUGUGAGGCAGCUUUUGCCACAAAAGUGCGGCUUGAGAAGCACAAGCUGUGGAACCAUCCAGACAGAGUUAGCAAGGAAGCCAAGGAGGAGCAGCUUCUUAAAAUUCCUGUUAAGUCCAACGUAAAGAAAAGACCAAUGGAGAACAGUCAUCCCUCACCGAUGUUCUUCAAGGUGAAAAAGACUUAUGAGGUGUCCACACCGUCCCAGAAUGGAGAACUGGCCCACCUGAAGAGCGAAAGGAAAGUGCACGCUCAGAUCCCGGCUUCGCAGAAAAUACACCAGUCACAGACAGAUCAGCCACAGUCUCAGAGCACAUCAUCUGACGCAGGAGGGAGUGAAAGUGAAGGAGGAAGCAUUCCCUCUUCUUACCCCGAUGAAGAUCCUGAGCGAAUGAGGCACAGACGAAAGCAGAAAACUCCUAAAAAAUUCACAGGAGAACAGCCGUCGAUAUCCGGGACAUUCGGGCUUAAAGGUAUGACUAAGGUAGAGGAGAAGCUGAAGGCGGGUCGUGUUAAGAGACCAGAGGGCUGUGGGUUCAGUGAUGAGCAUCAAAGAAGACCCGUAUCUGCUCAGUCCUCCAAAAAGGAGCCAGCAACAGCAAGUUCAGGUGGUGUUUCUGACACUCAGUGGCAGCGAACAAUCUCAGAGCGAGGGGAAGUGGUAUGUCCCACCUGCUCCAUUGUCACCAGGAAAACAAUCCAAGGCCUGAAGAAACACAUGGAGAUCUGCCAGAAGCUCCAGGAUGCCCUAAAAUGCCAGCAGUGCCAGAAACAGUUCCGCUCCAAGGCUGGCCUCAACUACCACUACAUGGCUGAACACAGCACCAAGCCCUCAGGGAGCGAAGGCCAGACGGUCAACGAGCAUGAAGAGAGGGAACGGCUGCGGCGGAUGCUCAAACAAAUGGGACGAAUCAAGUGUCCUAGUGAGGGUUGUUCAGCCCACUUUUCCAGCCUGAUGGGCUACCAGUAUCACCAGCAGCGUUGUGGAAGAGAGUUUUCUGACGAUGAGAAGCCUGUGUUUCUGUGUCAGCACUGUGGGAAGAGCUACCGCUCCAAGGCAGGCAGAGACUACCACAAACGCACUGAGCAUCCGCCAGCCAUCACCGCCAGCACAACAGCGACAAACACCAAUAGCUACAGGAACAACAUCACUGACACCAACAACAAUACUGGCAAGGAAAGAGGAAUUUCCGACGAUUCUCCAGCAGUAGCGAAGAAAAAAGAGCAGAACAUGCCUGAGAGGAAAGACUGGCAGGAGAAAUCACCAUCCAGCCAGCUUAAAGAGAAAGAGCUAGAAAUGGGAGAGGAGAGAAAAAAACUAAGCAAAGAGAAAGCAGCACAAACAAAGAGUCAGGGGGAAGACUUUGAGAGGACUCCCAGCGGCCGAGUGAGGCGGCAGUCUGCUCAGGUGGCGGUAUUCCACCUGCAGGAGAUAGCUGAGGAUGAGCUGGCCAAAGACUGGGGCACCAAGCGACGCAUCAAGGACGACCUGGUGCCUGACAGCAAGAGGUUGAACUACACCCGUCCUGGCCUGCCCAACUUCAGCCCAGAGCUGCUGGAGACCUGGAAGAACCAAGUGAAGGAAAAAGGCUUCAUCUGCUGCACAAAUGCUAACUGUGAAGCUGUCUAUUCCAGUGUGUCUGGACUGAAGGCACACCUUGCCAACUGCAGCCAGGGUGGUGGUGAAAUGGGAAAGUACACUUGCCUGAUCUGUCAGAAGGAGUUUAGCUCAGAGAGUGGUGUCAAAUAUCACAUUAGUAAGACACACUCACAGAACUGGUUUCGUGCAUCAACCAGCCAAGUGGUCUCUGGUAACAAGAGUAAAGGGUUGGAGAGCAAUGGAUUCAAAGCUGAGGUGAGAAAUGGAGCCACUACUGGUAAGAAGAGGGGCCGGAAACCAAAAGAGCGCCCCAUGAUGGAUGAGCCUCUCCAAACAAAGACAGAUGAGCUCACCACCAUCCAAAACUCACCUCCAGCCAUGACCCCCCCCUCUUGCUCAGCACAGUCCCCAGCCCUGAUCCCUGAUCAAACGGACAGCGACGAUCCCGGCCAGGAAAGGCACAGCCUCCCCUCCAACACCAGAAGGAGCAAACCCAAGAAGAUUUUUUUUUCAGAGUAGCACUGCUUUUCUCAGAGCUGGAGUCAGAGUGGAUGCUUAGCAUAAACACACAGCCUGGAAGCUAAAAGGAACCCUCCUAUGUGGCAUUGAAGCAGAAACAGUGAAGACAUUAAAGACUUAAAUCUUGGUUUUAUACCUUAGAGUUAAUGUAUCCUUUGGUAUGAACAUUUCUCUCCACAGUAGAUCAUUUUCUCCAUUCCAUCUUGGUUUCCUUUAUGGGGCACACAUAUCAGUUUCUCUUCUCACAGCCGAGGUCAUAAACCAAGAGCAAAUCCAAAAUCCCAACAUGGAUAGGAGUUUUCAAACAGAAAUAGUUUCCAAAAUAGAUGAAAGAUCAUUUUCUCUGCAAGAUUCCAAUUUUGAAAGGAUUUAAAAAGGAAAUUCUAUUAGCAUGGUGAGGUCAUUUUAUGAUGGCUGGUGUUUCUUUCAUGUUUCCUCAUGAAUAUACUGUACAUGUACAUAAACAGUAUCUAUAUCUAUAUAUCUAUAUACUCAAAGCAAUGAUGCCAUCCUUCGUUUUCAUGCCUGAUGCGUCCAGUUGGCUUUAUGUCAGUCACACAUUUUGCUGUGUGUUGUAGUGCAACAUCAUUUCAAUUUUUUUCUUCUUUCUUCUAGUUUUGCCUUCAUUGCUUUUUUAGGUUUCUAAUUCUUGAGGGAAAAUUUUAAAAAAGCUAAAUCUUUUGUUUUUCCCCAACAAUGUAGCUUUUAUCGAACUUUAUGCCGAAGCAUUAAACCCAAAAAGUUGUGUUUAUUUAACUUUUAUUUCUUCAGAUAUAAGUCGGUAAAAAAAAAGCACAUGAUAUGAUAUAAUUUAAUUGAUUUCAACCAAGAAGCAAAAGAAUAUCUAGCAAAGCUAGGUGUUUAACAGAAGGAAGGAUUUUAAGGUUGUUGCACCUUUGCAGCACAAUCAAAUGAUUUAUCUCUGUUAAAAGGAGGCCAUACUCUGAAGUCUGCUUUACCAAGGAUCUAAGCUGCAGAGAAAAAAAAUCUUUUAUAUGUCAAAAAAAGAAAAAAAAAGGCUUAGGUUGAUAACAUUUUAUUACACAAGCUAAAACUUGCAAAUCAACAUUCUCAGAAAGUAAUGUAUUUGAAAGAAUUCCUAGAAGCUAAAAGUUAUUGCCUUGCACUUUAACCCUCUACCCUUGUUGCUCCCCUCUUGUCGUUUUUGCACUCUAGGACUCUUCAAUCUAGCCUGCAGGUCGUCUGUCUAACAGGAGAGGGAAAAUGUUGCUCUGAUGGAAAAGUUCAAAAGGCAACAGGAUGGUUAACUCUUUCUGAACUAUGAAACCAGACUGUAUGAUUAUCGCUUACAGAGCCUUGCAAAAGUGUUCCUACCCCUCAAACAUUUCAGCAUUUCAUUGCAACCACAAACUCAUCUGUUUUGUUGUAACCCUCCCGCAUUAAGGAGCAAUUAACUAUUGAAUUUUUUGCAAAAAAAUAAAAAAAAUCCCCAUAGUCUUGCAUGAAUGUGUAUUACUCUGCAGAACCAUAUUUAUUACUUUCGGCUACAAGCUAGUUUUUUCUAGAGACUAAAUGUAUGCCCUCUCUUCUUCACAAAGUAGUCUGUGAUAUUCAAUUGAAAAAAACGUAUCUUAGUUUUAAUAUUGAAUGGACUUUGGUCCAUAUUAACAUGUUUUCAGCAGCAUUUUACUUUUAGCUGGAGAGUGAACAUCCACCCCUCCUUUAAGUUUUAAAAUCUUUCGCAAGUGAUCAACAGUGAGCCGUUUGUCAGAUUGAGGUUGAUAUGUUUAGGGUGUGAUGUUUGUUUUGCAGAACCAGGGUGUCAGUUUUUAACUAACUAAGCUCAGGUUGCUGUUUUAUGAUUUUUCCCUGUUUUAAACCCUUUACGAUUUUAUCUGAAGAACUCCCUGGUCUUCCUUAUUUGGUUUGUUUACUAAUGUUUUUUUUUUUCAAACAACUCUGAGGCCUUCAGAGAACAGCUAGGUUUGUACAGGAAUUAAACUCCAUUUAUGAAUUAACUGAUAACUGAAGGUUGUUGGUUUGCUAACAUUUUAUUUAGUAUUUAGAUUUAAAAAGGCAAAAUACAUAAACACCUAAUGGUUUUUGAUUCUUUUCUUGGAAAUAAGAAAAAAUAGGCAUAAUUUUCCAUAACUAUGCACUACUAUGUUUUGGCAAUCAUGUAAAAUCUAAUUAAAAUCCAUUGACGUUUGUGGUUUUAACAUGAUAAAAUGUGAAAAGGCUUAAGAGGUAUGAAUUCUUCUGCAAAGCACUGUAUCCCAGAAAGCCAUAACUGGUCAAAAUGAAGUUCAGAGUUUCUAAACAUUUUAACUUUGGAUUUAUUAGAUAAUAAUAAUAUAAAAAAAAAAAUAGAUUACUUGAUUACUUAAGAUGAGAGGAUAUUUUCGCUUUACCAUGUUCAAAGUAGAUACUUGAAUCCACAGUUAUAUUAAUCUUUUCAGCAAAUCUAAAUGACAUAUUUGGUUUAUUUGUGCUGUUUAUGUGUAUAAAAUAAUGACUCAUUUAAAAAAAGAAAAAAAGAAUGCACAUCUAUUUUAUACUCUUGCGUGCAUUAUCUAGAUAGCUAACUGCUAGUUUUGGAUAUAUUGUGAUGUGAGGGAUAGGAAGGGUGCUUCACUUGCCACUUUACCUUAAAGACCUGAUACAACUCACCUAAAGUCUAAUGAUCCAUCCGCUCAUCACCUUCUUACUGGGAAGUUGUCUGAAUUUCUGGAGCAAAAUGUUAAAUUCAUUAAAGCCAAGCACUGAUGUCAGCCGAACAUGAUCCAGGAAUACAGACUUUAAUAUGUUAUGUGUGUUUAGGUGUUGUUCCUGUCUAAUAAACAGCAACAUUUUAACUUGAAUUCCUUCUUUACUUAUCAGAUGGUUGAAUCUAUUCAGACAGGGAUGAUUUCUUUUUUUUUUUUUGUGUGACGGACCUUUAUCUGCUAUUUAGGAUCAGUUGACAAAAAGCAGAAGUUAGACAAGCACUGAUCGGUCCGUGGACGUUUUGAACGCCAGUUGUCCAGACCUUUGUGUGUGUGUGUGUGUGUGUGUGUGUGUGUGUUUGUAUUAAACAGUUAGCACCUUUGUAACGAGUGGAUGUCUGAGAACGGCCACGCUCUCUGUUGACUGUGAUGCCGUGGCACAGAUUCAGUUCGUCAGCUGCUUGUUUGUUGUUUCAUUAAAACAUUGCGUCGACUGUGUUUACCCAACAAGCUUUUGGUGUUGCAAUACGAUAGUUUAGCACUGCUUAUAAGAGUGGAUAUUUUAUAUUUUAUAGCACCCUUUACUAUCUGUCUUCCUAUUACCUGGAAAACACAUCUCUCCUGCAGUGCGGAUUUACUGCAGCUUGUUUCAAACCUACAGCAAUAUACCACAUUUAGCUGAUUUUGUUGGCUUGCCAAUAUUUUGAUAUUGAUGUCUUCUUAGAAGUGUGUGGCUUUUUCCCAACCCCAUGUUUCUUUUUUUUGAUUACUUUAAAAAGCUUUUUAAUUGAUAUGAAUUUUACACAACAGUGUUGAAAAAUUAUUUUAGACCCAGAGAACCUUGUUGGCAUACACUGUUAUUUUAACCAUUCUGAUGAUGUACAUGAUUUAAGCUUUUUCAAUACACAAAGGCAACCCUGUUGAGAUUCCUUUAUUAUUAUUACAUAUUGAUAUGGGGGGCAACAAGGCAUAUGUAUGUGUGUUUGUUUCUGUAUUUAGUGCACUUACUAUAACAUAAAAUAGGCUUGAAAAUAGGAGUGUUGUUGGAGCUAUCUAGUGACCUGGACUGUGUGGUGUGACUUUUGUACCCAGGGAAACAGGAGGCUCAAGUGUCUUCCCUUUGUCAGCAAUGUUAUUUCCAAAACCAAGGUUAAUCUUUAGAAAUCCUCUUAGACAGCCUAUGAAUUUUACCCUGGCUCGUGUUGUAAGCUACCUACUUGAAAAACAAGGACCUGGCAUCCGGCUCUGCUGCCGGUCAUCAUGAUGAAACAUUGGAGAGCUGCACAAACGGCUCAUUACUGUUUAUGACACAUAGGUAACUGAUAAAAAUGAGACUAAUGAUGUAAUUAAGAUUUCCUUAUCUUAAGUUAAGCUGUAUAGUACCUAACACUGGAGGAUUCUACACCUCCUUUGUGUCUGAACUGUUACACUUUUUUCUCCCAAACUUGUUGUAUUACCUGUGCAUUAGUAUCCCUUACCUAAUUAAUAAAGUUUGAUGACUAAA